GGAGAUAAAAACAUGCCAGGAGGUUGCCGCUUCAGUCAGUGUUGUCUUGAAAGCCUGUUUUGAAGCCGUGUAAUAGAUUGGUGUCGUUUUUGGACAGUGUCACUUAGAAAGAUGAGUGAACCAUUUCAUCAUUCUGUAAAUCCGAAUUCACCGAAAAUCAUUUUACAAAGAAACAGCUUCACAGAACUAUAAAUACUAUGCUUCUUUGUUCACUUAUAUGUGAGGGGGAAAUGUUCAGCCCUUAAUUUAAUAUAAUGUCAAAACAAUUUACACGUUUUUUUUUUAUCCCAAUGAGCUUUAUGUGUUACAAUUGAUCACAAUAACGUGUGUUAAAGAGCACUGUUCAACCCCCAUAUAUUUGUUUUCUGAGGAGUUUCCUCACAAGAACUGUGGAAAGCAGCAAACUUGGGAGGAAAUGAGCAUCACACAUUUCACCAGUGCGAUAAUGAUUCGCUUGAUUGUGUUGGCGUUGACCCUUAAUAUAGUAGUUGGCAGCGAUGAACUCACCUUCGUCACCGCAAGUUGCAGAGAGGACGUAGCUUUGCACUGUACUUUCCAUGAAAACUGUCAGAACUACACCUCUGUUACGUGGUACAAGUUCUACAAUAACAGCAGUGACAGAUCUACAACAAUGACAAUCCUCAUAAAGUCAGAAAAUGUCAUCCAAACUGAUAAGCGCAACGAUUCUGUGUCACUGGAUAAAAAUGCAUCUUUGGUCUUAAGGAAAGUUGCUCCUGCCAAUUCUGGGAUCUACAAGUGUUUAAUUAGAGCCAAAGCUGGAGGAAUGAACUGUCAAAAUCGGGUUAGACUUAAUAUCUCAGAUUGUGUGUCAACAGCUUCACCCAUCAUCUUUGAUUUCUCCACCAAGUUUAUUAAUGAAUCAUGGGCAAACAUUAGCAUCCCAUUGCCUCAUGUGAAUGAUGAUUCAGUGCUCUUUGUCCUUUGGGGUUGUGUAGGACUGGCUGUGAGUAAACUUGUCCUCAGUACCAUUUGCAUAUGGGUUUUCAAGGAGCUCAGCAAACUUAAAAGAAGACGGACUUAAGACCAACCACUGUUUACCUGCCACAUGGUUUAGUAAUUUAUUAUCAUCAUUUUAAUAAUUUAUCUGAAUUUACCUGUGAAUAAUACACUUAAUGCAACAGUCAUGAUGAAACCGUACUGAUACUCUGAGGAACUGAUAUCCUUAUCAGUGUUAUUUUAGAAUUAUUUAUAAUAUUAUAUACUAUUAUAGCA
Molecule: messenger RNA, 1233 nt
Organism: Sinocyclocheilus grahami
Lineage: Eukaryota; Metazoa; Chordata; Actinopteri; Cypriniformes; Cyprinidae
Product: CD83 antigen-like
Exons: 6
Coding region: 416-1042 (208 amino acids)
Source: RefSeq, a predicted model, not a curated record